Molecule: messenger RNA, 719 nt
Organism: Salvia hispanica
Lineage: Eukaryota; Viridiplantae; Streptophyta; Magnoliopsida; Lamiales; Lamiaceae
Source: RefSeq, a predicted model, not a curated record
AGUAUAAAAAGGGAUAUGUCGACUCGAAAUUCCAUAUUUGUGUGACAUUUAUAGAAAAUGUCGAGGAUUUACGAUAGCUGGGAGAGGUUGGUCGGAGCUGUUUUGAAGAGAGAGGAAGACCGCCAACUUGCCCUUUGUGAAAGCUUCAGCAGCUCAACCACUUCUCGUUCCAGUUUCAGUUUCAGUUUCAGCUUUAGUCCUUUCAUCCGAGAUUUCAGAAAUGAUUGUAGAAAUUCUGGCGAGAGGCUCGAUCCGGUAGAUCUUUCUAGUCAGGAAACAUUAUUCUUCCGUAACGUGAUGGCCAUAGAGUAUGAAGAGUUAAAAAAAGCUACCAGAAACUUUCACCCAUGCGAGUUGUUGGGGGAAGGGGCAUUUCGUCGUGUUUAUAAAGGAUGGAUCCAUGAAAAUUAUCUUACCGCAACGAAGCCUGGAUAUGGGAUUGCUGUUGCUAUCCAGAAGAUGGAUCUUGAAAGUUAUGAAGGGAAUAGGGAAUUGCUGGAUAAAAUACAUUACUUGAGUCAACUCCGUCACCCAAAUUUGAUCAAACUUAUUGGAUAUAGCUUCAAUGAUGACAACAGGAUUCUGGUGUAUGAGUUCAUGCGCAAAGGAAGCUUGGACAACCAUCUCUUCAGAAUUCUUGUGUCUUGGUAGCAGGGCAUAACUCCCUUAGUUGGGAAACAAGAGUCAAAGUGGCUAUAGGUGCUGCAAGAGCUAUUGCC